This is a messenger RNA of Bufo gargarizans (Asiatic toad), 2761 nucleotides long. It is a transcript of the gene FTSJ3, whose product is annotated as FtsJ RNA 2'-O-methyltransferase 3. Bases 106 to 2583 code for a protein of 825 amino acids. The record is from RefSeq and is a predicted model, not a curated record. Gene Ontology annotation, cellular component: nucleus; preribosome, large subunit precursor; nucleolus. Gene Ontology annotation, molecular function: rRNA (uridine-2'-O-ribose)-methyltransferase activity; rRNA (guanine) methyltransferase activity. Gene Ontology annotation, biological process: maturation of 5.8S rRNA from tricistronic rRNA transcript (SSU-rRNA, 5.8S rRNA, LSU-rRNA); maturation of LSU-rRNA from tricistronic rRNA transcript (SSU-rRNA, 5.8S rRNA, LSU-rRNA); rRNA methylation. Lineage: Eukaryota; Metazoa; Chordata; Amphibia; Anura; Bufonidae. The transcript is spliced from 22 exons.
CGUCAUCCUAGGCGCCGGAAGUCGGCUGCAGGCGUGCAAGACUCCACGUGAGAGAAGAGACGAGUCGGAGAGCUGUGACUUUCCCACCAACACCAAUUUUCCAAAAUGGGCAAAAAAGGGAAAGUAGGAAAGAGUCGAAAGGAUAAAUUUUAUCAUCUGGCAAAGGAAACAGGGUACCGCUCCCGUUCAGCGUUUAAGCUCAUCCAGCUUAAUAGAAAGUUCCAGUUCCUGCAGAAGGCUCGAGCACUCGUCGACCUGUGUGCGGCCCCAGGAGGGUGGCUGCAGGUUGCCUCAAAGUUCAUGCCCGUCUCCAGUCUUAUAAUAGGGAUUGAUAUUGUGCCAAUUAAAGCAAUCCCUAAUGUUGUAACCUUACAGGACGAUAUAACCAGCGAGUCCUGCAGACAGGCAUUGAAGAAGCAGCUUCAGACAUGGAAGGCAGAUGUGGUUUUGAAUGACGGAGCGCCAAAUGUUGGAGCGAACUGGAUCCACGAUGCCUUUUCACAAGUUCACUUGUCUCUGAUGGCACUGCGGCUUGCCUGUGAUUGUCUUUCAAGAGGCGGCUGGUUCAUUACAAAGGUUUUCCGCUCUGCCGAUUACCAGUCCUUACUCUGGAUCCUGAAGAAUUUUUUCAAGAAAGUGAGCUCAACAAAACCCCAAGCGUCUCGUAGUGAGAGUGCUGAGAUCUUUGUUGUGUGUCAAGGAUACCUGGCUCCUGAUAAAAUUGACAACAGAUUCUUUGAUCCUAAAUAUGCAUUCAAGAAUGUGGAAAGCCCUGUGCAAACAGUGUCUCAGCUUGUAUCAUAUAAGAAGCCCAAGGCAGAAGGAUACGAGGAAGGACCUGUCUACCAACGAGUAUCCUUGGUUGAAUUUUUGAAAGCUCAAAAUCCUGUGGACUUCCUUUCCAAGAUCAGUGAGAUUGCCAUAGAUGACCAGAACUUAGAGAAACACUCUGCUACCACCAAUGACAUCAAAGAAUGCUGCAAAGAUAUCAAAGUCUUGGGACGUAAAGAGCUGAGAUCGCUCUUGAGCUGGAGAUCCAAACUACGUAGAUAUGUUGCAAAAAAACUGAAAGGGGAAUCCAAAGGAUCAGUGGAAGGAAUAAAUCUCAGUUCUGAUGAGGAAGCCGAGGGCUCUGCUGAUGAACAGAAAGCGGAGGAGGAGGAGGAGGAGGAUGAGAAUGAGAAACUUGAACAGAAGUUAGCAGAACUAAAGGCUGAAGAGCUGGCAGCAUUAAAAAGGAAGAAAAAACAGUUACUUAAAGUCCAGCGCCAGCAGAGGUUAAGAAUGGAACUAAAGAUGGAUCUCCCGGGGAUUUCUAUUGCUGAUGAUGGAGAUACCGGCAUGUUUUCCCUCAAGACGAUAGGCAAGAAUGAACUAUUACAGACCCUUUCACGUGGAGACAUGGCUGCAGCAGACGCACUGGUGUCAUAUAGUGACCCUAAUGAUGGAGAUAUAUGUCUCUCAGACCUUGAGGAUGUGGAGGAUGAUGAAAUAUCACUAGCCAGUGACCUGGAUGAGGAAGACCUGUCUGAUGUGAGAAAGCGAGAAAAAAAGUUACCACAAACAAGGAAGCCAGUUUCAGUUGCAGAGGCACCAGAGGAUGAGGACAAGACAAACCCCCUGUUACUAUCCCUGGAAGAAAAAUCAGACCGUGAAGAAAGAGAUAAAAACCUGUGGUUUGGAAAGGGCAUUUUUUCAUCUGUUCUACAUUCCGAUGCAGAUGAGGAGAUUGAAAUCAAGCAGACAAAGAUUUUACAGGAGACUGAUAGUGGAACAAAAACAAAGGGGAAGAAAGAACCUAAGAAAAAACACAAAAAUACAGAAGACACCUCCUCAGGCAUAAGCAAUAAAGUGGCAGAUCCUGAACCACCGGCUGAGGUGACUAAGCAGGAUGGAAGAGCAGAAGAUGGAAGUGACUCAGACAGUGACAGUAGUGAUGAUGAGAGGGAUAUUCAAUCUAUGAAGAAGAAGUUUGGAAAAAGAACAGUUGAAGAGAAAGACGAUUUUGAAGUGGUUCCUGUAGAACGACCAGUGAAACGUUCCCGAGUCUUGGAUCCAGAAGGCCUCGCUCUUGGAACAGUCAUUGCCACGUCAAAAAAAGCUACCAGAGAUCUGAUUGACAACUCUUUUAACAGGCGAGCAUUCAAUGAUACUGAAGACGACCUCCCAGAUUGGUUUGUCUCUGAAGAAAAGAAACAUCGAGAUGUUCAGAUUCCUGUGAGCCGAGAAACGAUGGAUGAGUAUCGUAGAAGACAGAGAGAACUUAAUGCUCGGCCAAUCAAGAAGGUUGCAGAAGCGAAGGCUAGAAAACGAAGACGGAUGUUGAAAAAGAUGGAACAAGCCAAGAAAAAGGCAGAAGCUGUGGUUAACACGAUUGACAUUUCAGAGCGAGAGAAAGCGGCUCAGCUGCGCAGUGUAUAUAAAAAGGCAGGUAUCGGAAAGGAGAAACGUCAAUUGACCUAUGUAGUGGCCAAGAAAGGUGGUGGAAAGAAAAUGCGCCGCCCAGCUGGAGUCAAAGGCCAGUUUAAAGUGGUGGAUGGCAGGAUGAAGAAGGACAUGAGAGGACAGCAGAGGAAGAGAUGAGGAGUUACAGAUGCCUACAUUUCUUAUCAUGUGCUGAUGGUAGAACUGGAGUCUGCACAUUCCCGUCAUCACUCAUGAGGCCUCCAUCUGGUGUAGUCAGGCUGUUCUGCUCCCAGUGUAGGUCUGGACAUCGUCAAUUGCUUGUAUAAUAUCAUAAAUUUUAAUAAUAGAACAACUA